This is a messenger RNA of Trichomycterus rosablanca, 2257 nucleotides long. RefSeq names its product solute carrier family 15 member 2 (gene slc15a2). Bases 18 to 2183 code for a protein of 721 amino acids. The record is from RefSeq and is a predicted model, not a curated record. The transcript is spliced from 23 exons. Gene Ontology annotation, cellular component: plasma membrane. Lineage: Eukaryota; Metazoa; Chordata; Actinopteri; Siluriformes; Trichomycteridae. Gene Ontology annotation, biological process: dipeptide import across plasma membrane. Gene Ontology annotation, molecular function: dipeptide transmembrane transporter activity.
UUGCUAGAGAAGACACAAUGAAAGAAGAGAAGGACGACAACUUCAAGAUGAAAAACACUAUGAACAAAAAAACAUCACCAAAAAUAUGUGGGACCAACUAUCCACUCAGCAUUGCUUUCAUAGUUGUCAACGAGUUCUGUGAGAGAUUCUCUUAUUAUGGCAUGAAAGCUGUGCUCACACUUUACUUUAUCCGUUACCUGCACUGGAACAAGAACCUUUCCACUGCUGUGUACCAUGCAUUCUCUGGCCUGUGCUACUUUACUCCAGUAUUAGGAGCCAUCAUAGCUGAUUCUUGGCUGGGGAAGUUUUCAACCAUUAUCUAUCUGUCUAUUGUGUAUGUCAUUGGACAUGUAAUAAAGUCUGUUGGGGCCAUACCAGAUGUGGGGGACAGCACUGUACACAUAGUUCUGUCCAUGCUUGGCCUGAUCUUUAUCGCUUUCGGGACUGGAGGAAUUAAACCUUGUGUUUCUGCUUUUGGUGGAGACCAGUUUGACGAGGAGCAUACUGAAGAGAGAAGAACGUUCUUCUCGAUCUUCUACAUGUCAAUCAAUGCUGGGAGUGUGCUUUCAACCAUCAUUACACCUAUACUCAGAGGUGAUGUUCAGUGUUUUGGAGGUGAUUGCUAUGCACUGGCAUUUGGGGUCCCUGCAGCUUUAAUGGUUGUUGCUCUGGUUGUUUUCAUUGCUGGCAGUGGGCUGUAUAAAAAGCAUCCACCUGAGGGAAAUGUCCUGCUGAAUGUCUGCAAGUGCAUUGGGUGUGCCAUUAGCAGUCGAUGGAGGCGGACUAAGAACAGCCCAAAACGGGAACACUGGCUAGACUGGGCAGAGGAGAAGUAUUCAAAACGCCUUAUACAGGAAAUUAAAAUGGUGCUGAGAGUCCUUGUUCUUUACAUCCCACUGCCCAUGUUUUGGGCUCUCUUUGAUCAACAGGGGUCUCGUUGGACUCUGCAAGCAACUCGAAUGAACAUGGACUUUGGUGGAGCUUUCGUAAUAAAGCCGGAUCAAAUGCAGAUGCUGAAUGCUUUGCUGAUUCUGGUCUUUAUCCCUAUCUUUGACAUGGGUGUGUACCCACUCAUCAAACUUUGUCAGAUCAGACUCACGCCUUUAAGAAAGAUGGCUACAGGAAUGAUUCUGGCUGCACUUGCGUUCUGUGCUGCAACUAUAGUGGAAGUCAAUGUCAUUAAAACGGUUGUGGAACCUUCACCAGCUAAAGAGAGUCUGCUGCAAGUCCUAAAUCUUGUUAAAGGAGAUGCCGUCUCUGUAGAAUUUCCACGACACAAUCUUUUCCCCCAGCCAAUACAAUCAUAUGAGGAUCCACCAGGAUACACCAAACUACCUCUUGAUGAUGUCUACGAAGUAUUUACUGUCAGUGUCACUCAAAGCGGAGUGAAUCACAAAUGUGAUCUUAACUUCACUCAGCACAAUGCCUAUAGUCUUAUCCUAUAUCCUAGUGAAGGCUCUGGAAUUGAUUGCAAACUGGUAGAAGAUCAUAUCACCAAAUCUGAUAAUGGAGAUGCCUUUCUCAGAUUCAUCAAUACUUACUCGGAUAGCAUGAACAUCACCGUAGGCAGUGAAGAUUUUGAUGUCCCAGACUCAUAUGGCAUUUCUUCAAGCUCAAGUGUUGAAAGAGGACAAUACAUGCAAGUUAACUGCAAAUCAGACUUUAAGACAUACAAAAUCGAUCUAGGGCUUCUUGACUUUGGUGCUGCCUACACAUUCAUAAUUGAAGGGGACACAGAAAAUCUGUCACUUGUAAAGAUAGAGGACGUCCAAGCCAAUAACAUCCACAUUGCCUGGCAGAUCCCACAGUACGUCCUGAUCACUGCAGGAGAGGUCAUGUUCUCAAUCACCGGUCUGGAAUUUUCGUACUCGCAGGCCCCAGCAAGUAUGAAGUCUGUGCUGCAGGCAGGAUGGCUCCUCACCGUGGCUUUUGGAAAUGUCAUUGUGCUAAUUGUGGCGGAGGGAGCUGGAUUGGAGCAGUGGACAGAGUUCCUCCUUUUUGCUGCUCUGCUGGUGGCAGUUAGUGUCAUCUUCUCAAUCAUGGCCUAUUUCUACACCUACGUAAACCCUGACCAACAUUUCAGUGAGGAUGGGAAGGACGGCAAAGGAAACAUGGACGAGUCAAGGGAGAAAAAGAAAGAGGUCAUGUCCAUGAACGAAAUGCCAAAGAGCACCAAGAUGUAACAAAACCACUUGGCAAUUCUGAUGUUCAGUUCUAGAUUCUUACAAAUACAUAAUCUAACUUAAGCUGAUCAUAA